Rhizoctonia solani is the source of this 2859-nucleotide messenger RNA. Its product is annotated as transcription elongation factor S-II. The coding region runs from base 1 to 2859 and encodes 952 amino acids. Gene Ontology annotation, biological process: DNA-templated transcription. NCBI's taxonomy places the organism in Eukaryota, Fungi, Basidiomycota, Agaricomycetes, Cantharellales, Ceratobasidiaceae. Gene Ontology annotation, cellular component: nucleus. The record is from RefSeq and is a predicted model, not a curated record. The transcript is spliced from 5 exons.
AUGGGUGUACUGCCACGAAAAUUCAUGUGGCGACUAUACCUCAAUGUUACUUGGCACAAUCUGGAUGACGCCGUGCUCCUAUCACCCUUACUACCGCACGCCUCCAACAACAAUAAACUAACUAUUUAUCAUCUCGUAAAAAUAGAACAUUGGGAGCUCGAUGAUUAUGAGAUUGCUGCCCUCCCAAGAGCGGAGGAGCGUGAUGGAUCUCCUCAAUCAAGUGACGACGAGGCCGGUUCUGAAGACAAUUUCGUGGCUGAACCAGACGAGGCUAUCCCUCUCGAGGAAUUGCCCAGUGAUCACUCUGACGAAGGUAUUGGUUCUCGGAUACAUAGACGAGGGGCUCGGAAGCGCAAGAGCAACUCAAGGCAAAUUGAAGCCUCGGUCAAAAGAUAUAAAAUCACUGAGGACGCUGCUCCGAGCCCACCUCUGACUUCUGCUGAGGACCCGAUUCGUAAAUCUUGCCUUGAACUCCUUGUCAGGCUCUUGACUCCCAUUUUCUCUGAGGGCUUACCCGAUGAGCCUGAGCCCCCAACGAAUGCCGUGGGGGCUGAACAAUUUGCGACUGAGCUGGAGACAUGCGUGUUCGAAAUUUAUGCCGAUCACACAGAUUUUGACAACAAAAUUCCAGGUAAUAAAUACAAGGAGAGGAUUCGUAUGCUCAAUUUUAACCUCGGAAAAAAAGAUAGGAAGGAAUUGAGGCAGAGUAUCAGAGUUGGAAGAAUCAGUCCAAAUGAACUUAGCCGAAUGUCGUCAAUCGAUCUAGCAAACUCUCAAGCUCAACAGGAAGCUCACAAGCUCGCAGAGGAAGCGAUGAAUCACUCGAUCUUACAAGCUAGGACGGCACCUCUGCGUAAAAUCACCCAUAAAGGUGAACAGGUCAUCGAACAGUCGCUGGAAGAGGAUAAUUGGCGUCUACAAGAAGAGGAAGCCGCCCGUGAUCGAGAACGGGAGCUUCAGAGGUCUCGGUCAAACACAGUUGGCUCGGCUCACGAUGGGGAGAAAACCCGUGCUAAGCUUUCGGGUAUGUUUUCCGGAGGGACGACCCAGGAAGGACCGAUGGUACAAUGCACACGCAACGAUACAACUGAAAAAGUAUUUGAUCCUGCAUCCGCAGUAUUUAACGUCGAUUUUGACGGCGACGGGCCCACUCUCCAUGAACAUGGUCCUCCUACCCCGCCUGGCUUAUCUGGGGAGCAUAUCGUAUCUUCCGAGAAUGCGUUGGGCGACGGUCUGCAGAUAGCUAGCCCCAGUGCUACUUCUGUUUCUCCUACGGCACAAAACUUUAGCCUCGACGGCAUUUUUGGGACCUCCGAACCCGCCACUUCGAUAUGGAACGACAUACGCGAAUCGGAAGGGAGCAUCAGCGCCCACUCACCGCUAGGUGAUGGUCCCGUAGCACCACCAGACGAUGCCGAUUUUGAUGCAUUCAUUACUGUGGAGGAUGAUGAAACACCCGAGGAAGCAUCUUCAAGAGAUGAUCACGCCUCUAAUACUGCCGAGCCUACCACUUCAGCAAUUAAUCCCUCUCUAGCGGAUUUAAAAACAAUUUGGCAAGGCCGUGUCGGAAUGCCUUCAACGAGUGACCCCUCCCGCAUGAUCCAAUUUCAAUCCGAAUUUAAACAAGUUGCGGGAGCACCAUUUCACGAUAUCGAGGCGAACAGGCAAUCUUUAUUCCCUGUUCCAUUAUUUGAAAUUAUUGGACGGGUUCCAACUACUCAGGCUACGAACUAUCUGGUCUCCAUGAGGCUCAAUCCUACCAAGGAACUUUUUGCUUGUAUAUUAUGUCCUAGAGAAGAUGACAAGGGAGCGUACCUGGAAUUACACCAGACUCUGCUUGGAAAAGACCGAUAUGGCCUUAUUUUUCCUUGGGGCCAGGACCCUCCACUCUCGGCUCCAGGCAAAGAGCUGUACAUUGCACCUCUAUUACCAGAGCACCCUAUCCCGGAGUACAUCCAACUUCUGGACAAUGUCAAUAUCCCGGCUAGGCGGGAAGGUCCGGUGUUUUGCGGGAUAUUCGUCCUUAGUAAGGGUCGGGUUACCGCUUUGGAUGCAAAGGAACACUCGUAUCCAACGCCGGUCGCUCCUAUCCCUUCCUUCGCCCCGGUCCCUCCCACCAUCCCUGCUACCCUACCCAAUCCGAUUGAUCCGGCUAAUUCUCUCUUGGGAGUACAGCCAGUGCUACCUAGUGUCACUUCAUCUCUAUCGAACCUCUCAGAAAGUUCGCUUGCUACCUUAAGCAAGGAUUUAGCAAGUUUGACUCCGGGCCAGCUCGAGUUGGUCCGUAGCUUAUUGGUUCAACAGCCUUUACCUGGCUCGACAUCAGCCCCAGCAGUGCCGCCGACUGGGACUACCCUUCAUCAGAAUAUGUCAUCGCGGGGACCACCGCAUCAGGGGCCGGGACUGUCCGGGCCUUUCCUGCCUACGGGACGCUCCCCGUCACAUAUAUCCGCUCCUCUUCACUGGGAUAGGCCUAGAGAGUCUUACCCCGAUCGCGGCUGGGAACCAGGCCCCGGGCCGGGACGAUACGGUCGUGACGACUAUGCUCGAGAUAAUUUCACGCGAGAAGAUCCGAGGCGAGACGACUUUAGGCUCGACGAAUUUAGACGUGAUGAUUUCGGGCGCGACGAUUUUGGCCGCGAAGAUUUCGGUCGGAGCGACUUUGCCCAGGAGGAAUUUCGACGGGAUGAAUUUAGGCGCGACGGCUUCCGGCGUGAGGUUCCCCGAGAUGAUUGGCCUCCCCAUGGCCGCAAUGACUCUCGCGACGAUCGUCCUAUCUACCGCGGUCGCGGAGGCAGGCCAUCCCACUAUCGUGGUAGGGGUAGAGGUCCACCUGCUCGAUGGCGAAAUGAAAUAUAG